UCAAAUUUUAAUUAUCCAUGACAAUGUUAAGUUAUACUAAUACUGCUAAUUCUGUAUGUUUCUAACAGGAAAUGAUGUCAGCGUACUCGAAAGACCUGCUGCAAAGAAGUAUGUUCACAGUGAUAGGUUUAAGUCACCAUAUCGAAAUAUAACAGCAAAGUCUAAAGCUGCUAAUCCUAAGCUGCAGUUGGACAAUCAAUCAUUUUUGUCGAAUAACAACACCGAUGUAUUUAUCCCAUCACAUGCAAAGAAGUCAACGUCAAAUAGCAUAGCUAUACACCAACUUGACGCUGAAAAAGGAAAAGUAAAUGAUAUGGAAGCAGCUGAACCUGUGGCAUUACCAUGUGUAACAACAGAAGACAUGUUCCAGGAACCUACUUCUGAUACACUCCUACACAUUCCACCUGAAAAAGAACUACAAUCUGAAUCUGAAUCUCAAUUGAGAGUCCUUUUUUUUGUGACACACACCGUGCUGACUCGUAUCCUUAUUUAAUAAUGGAAUUCGUACAAGUUAGAUAUCAUUUUGAAUCAAAGCGUUUUCAAGAACGUAAUUUGGCAGAAGUUGAUAGUAACGUGCGACAAAAUUUCAAGAUGGCAAAACUUGCUUAAUUUUUUUUUUCUAAAUGUAAAUUGUAUGUAUGUUAAUACACAUUACAAGUUAUAAAUUGAA
Molecule: messenger RNA, 670 nt
Organism: Daphnia pulex (common water flea)
Lineage: Eukaryota; Metazoa; Arthropoda; Branchiopoda; Diplostraca; Daphniidae
Exons: 2
Coding region: 56-493 (145 amino acids)
Source: RefSeq, a predicted model, not a curated record